Messenger RNA from Orbicella faveolata, 1461 nucleotides. Its product is annotated as transmembrane protein 17-like. Gene Ontology annotation, cellular component: ciliary transition zone. NCBI's taxonomy places the organism in Eukaryota, Metazoa, Cnidaria, Anthozoa, Scleractinia, Merulinidae. The record is from RefSeq and is a predicted model, not a curated record. Gene Ontology annotation, biological process: non-motile cilium assembly.
AUACAGGAGAAUAAACUAAACUUUGAUAUAUGCACAGUAGAAUGUUGCUCAAUUAUGCACUAGGUGUAAGCAACUUGGUGUGGGAUUUAGAGUGAAUAUAUAGUCAGCAAGGAACAAUUCCUUGACAUUUCCCAUUAAAAAUUAUAACAUUUCCCUUACCAAAUAAAUAAAAAAUGUCUGAUAUCAACCUUCAGCCUCCCCUUACAGUUGUCCUUUGUAACCAUUCUUUCUAGACUGAGAAGUUUUCAACAAAUUCACCUUCAUCAAGAAAAAACAACUCGAGAUUGCAGUGACCACAAAUGUUUCUUCCAGGCUUCAAUGGCGGUAAAUCAGCAGUGUAGUUAUACCGGAAAUGAGAUAGUAUCCAACUUGGCCCUACAGAUGUCAUUGUACUUCAAUGUCUAUUUUUCACCAUUUUGGUACACAACUUGCAUAGUAAUGCUUGUGGCCAAGUAUUCAAAGCUAGACUCAGUUUACAAGUUCAUAACAAUUGUCAUCUAUGUUGCCAUGGCAUUAGUGGAGGUAGCCAGACUCUACUUGGGAUAUGCUGGAAAUCUUCAGGAAAAGGUUCCUCAGCUUGCUGGUUUCUGGAUUCUUACUCUAGUACUACAGCUUCCUCUGACACUGAUGUUGUUGCUUAAUGAAAGCAUGUUGAUCAUGCCGAUGGAGAGAGCGGUGAACAUUAUAAUGGCAUUGUUUGUUUUGUUUGAGACAGUUCAGGGCUACAGGGUAAUCAAGAGCAUGAUUGAACAGCAAAUCUCUAAGUUUCAUGUGCAGCAGUUUGAUGACUUGACUGAACUUCAAGAAAUGCAAGAACAUGGGGUUGAGGAGGUGGGAUUCAGGCCUCAGUGAGGAACUGAAGUCAAUUUUGAAAGAAAAGCAAAAAUGGUUGACUCAAAGUCAUAGUACAGUGGAGAUUAGUUUGAAUAUAUUGGUGCAAGUUUCACUUCUUCUAGUUGUUUAUACUCUUUGUAAAAUUUGCAUUUGCCCAAACUGUUGGCAACAUUGACUAACAAGUUACGUACAGUCAAACAUUGAUUCUGUGGUCUUGCUCAGACUUGCAAAAAUAGUGAAAAUAUGAAUAUAAAGGAACUGUUGGGGUUUAAAUGUAAAUAAGAGUUAUCUGCAAUAAGUUAUUUAUGUCGAAUGAAAAGGUGUAAACACUUAACAAAACUGUAAGUUUGUCAUUUACAGCCUGCACUUUAAGUGUACAUGUUUAUACAUACUUUGUAUUCUUUUGAAAGAUUUUAAGUUGUACAUACAAGAGCUGUUAGUAUUUAUUGGAGAGUGUAUUUUGUUCAAAGGAAUAGGCAAACUGGUCAUAGAAUAAGCCAUAAGUAAAUCAUCAUUUUGUUGAAUGCAUGGUUGUGUUAAACUGAGCCUGAGCUUAAGGUGGCCGAACACAGUUUUCGCACGCACUUUUGCUGAUGCAAUUCAGCGCACAUGUUUGCUGAUGCAAUU